This is a messenger RNA of Lolium rigidum, 1622 nucleotides long. Its product is annotated as aspartate aminotransferase P2, mitochondrial. Gene Ontology annotation, biological process: amino acid metabolic process; biosynthetic process. Gene Ontology annotation, molecular function: pyridoxal phosphate binding; transaminase activity. Bases 16 to 1383 code for a protein of 455 amino acids. The transcript has 11 exons. The record is from RefSeq and is a predicted model, not a curated record. Lineage: Eukaryota; Viridiplantae; Streptophyta; Magnoliopsida; Poales; Poaceae.
CCCUACAUCCCGCGAAUGGCCUCCGCCGUCUCCUCGCCCGCGGCCUCCGCCGUCGCCGCCGCCCGGUCCAAGGUGUUUGGAGGAGGGAGGAAGGAUGGGAUGGCCGGGUGCCGCGUCGGGGUCGCGAGGAAGAAUCUUGGCCGUGUCGCGAUGGCACUUGCAGUAGACACUUCUCGAUUCGAAGGAGUGCCAAUGGCCCCUCCAGACCCAAUUCUUGGUGUGUCGGAAGCAUUUAGAGCAGACACAAGUGACCUGAAGCUCAACCUUGGUGUUGGCGCCUACAGAACGGAAGAGCUACAGCCCGCUGUCUUGAACGUAGUCAAGAAGGCUGAAAAUCUCAUGUUGGAGAAAGGAGAAUUCAAGGAGUAUCUGCCUAUUGAAGGUUUAGCUGCAUUUAACAAAGCAACCGCAGAUCUAUUGCUUGGAGCUGAUAAUCCCGCCAUCAAGCAAGGACGGGUUGCCACUCUUCAGUCUCUGUCAGGGACUGGAUCAUUACGCCUUGCAGCGGCAUUUAUUCAAAGAUAUUUCCCUGAUGCAAAAGUACUUAUAUCAUCUCCUACAUGGGGUAACCACAAGAACAUAUUCAAUGAUGCCAGGGUACCUUGGUCAGAGUACCGGUAUUAUGAUCCCAAGACUGUUGGGCUGGAUUUUGAGGGAAUGAUAGCUGACAUACAGGCUGCCCCAGAAGGGUCUUUUGUUCUGCUACAUGGUUGUGCUCACAAUCCAACUGGAAUAGACCCAACUCCGCAACAGUGGGAGAGACUUGCAGAUGUGAUUCAAGAGAAAAACCAUAUGCCUUUCUUUGAUGUUGCAUAUCAGGGUUUUGCCAGUGGAAGCCUUGAUGAAGAUGCAUAUUCUGUCAGGCUUUUUGUUGAGCGUGGCCUGGAAGUGUUUGUUGCGCAGUCUUACAGCAAGAACCUUGGUCUAUAUGCAGAAAGAAUUGGUGCAAUUAAUGUCAUUUGCUCAGCACCAGAAGUUGCAGAUAGGGUGAAGAGCCAGCUGAAACGGUUGGCAAGGCCCAUGUACUCAAACCCACCUGUUCAUGGUGCUAAGAUCGUCGCCAAUGUUGUUGGAGACCCUACCAUGUUCAGUGAAUGGAAAGAAGAGAUGGCACAAAUGGCUGGGCGGAUCAAGAAUGUACGGCAGAAGCUUUAUGAUAGCUUAUCUGCAAAGGACCAGACUGGCAAGGACUGGUCUUUCAUUCUGAGCCAGAUAGGCAUGUUCUCCUACACGGGCUUGAACAGAACCCAGAGUGAUAACAUGACCGAUAAAUGGCACAUAUACAUGACCAAGGAUGGGAGAAUUUCAUUGGCCGGAUUGAACCUGGCGAAGUGUGAGUAUCUCGCGGACGCCAUCAUCGACUCCUUCCAUAACGUCAACUAGGUUAUAAUUGGGGGCCACACUGUUGCGAUUAAUUCUUUUGAUAGUAAUAUAUGCUGGCAUUUUUGGGUCCUUCCAGCGUGAGUUUUCAGUCAGGAUAGUGUGUCCGUUUCGUGAAUUCCAGAGGUAAUAAAGGAAAUUCUGCCAGUACAGAGAAACUCAUGUAAAGUCAGCAUGGUGUUUACAAGCUUGUAAUACUAAGUAUAAUGACAUCUACAGUUUAAUGCACAUGUCGAGGUUUA